Molecule: messenger RNA, 666 nt
Organism: Letharia columbiana
Lineage: Eukaryota; Fungi; Ascomycota; Lecanoromycetes; Lecanorales; Parmeliaceae
Exons: 1
Coding region: 1-666 (221 amino acids)
Source: RefSeq, a predicted model, not a curated record
AUGAAUCUGAUUACCGCCUCCCUGCUGCUUGUCAUGCCGACCGCCGAAGACGCUUUUUGGUUGCUCACAACGAUCAUUGAGAAUGUUCUUCCCCAACACUACUACGAUCAUUCACUCCUAGCCUCCCGCGCAGACCAGCAAGUCCUGCGCCAAUACGUUGCUGCAGUCCUACCCAAGCUCUCUGCACAUUUGGAUGAAUUAGGAAUCGAACUGGAAGCGCUAACCUUCCAAUGGUUCCUCUCAGUCUUCACUGACUGUCUCUCCGCCGAAGCGCUUUUCCGUGUCUGGGAUGUCAUCUUUUGCUUCAAUGACGGCAGCACCUUUCUCUUCCAAAUUGCUCUAGCCUUGCUCAAGUUGAAUGAACCCCAGCUACUAGAAUGCGACAGCGCCGCCAGAGUCUACGGCUACAUUGGUAACGAGAUGACAGAUCAUGCGAUCAGUAUCGAUGGGCUUAUUGGAGCUAGUGAGGCGUUGAAGAAGGUAGUCCAGAGGAGUGAAGUAGAGGAGAGGCGAUAUAAGGCUGUGGAAGAGGAGAGGGAUAGGGAGAAGGGGAGGACGAGGGGAAGCAGUGGUGCUAGUGAGGCGGUCAGCAGUGGGACCAGUGGAGGACAGCUGAGUUUCCAGGAGCCGAGGCCUUUUUUCGAAGGGGAGGAAAUGAUCAAGUGA